Racocetra persica is the source of this 4702-nucleotide messenger RNA. The record is from the annotation of a GenBank genome assembly. Lineage: Eukaryota; Fungi; Glomeromycota; Glomeromycetes; Diversisporales; Gigasporaceae.
AUGUCAAACAUCCGUUUUGAGAUAAAAGGCAAACAAUAUCAUUACCUUGCGGACAAGAAGAACCAAAUUUUUCGUAUUGAUUACCAAAAAAACACCCAAGCCGGGCAACAAAUUGUUCUCGAUAAAAUUUUAAGUCGGGAUAACGAGUUUGGACAACCUUAUUUACCAAAUGUUCAAUUAAUUGCCGAAGUAAUUAAACACGGCUUAAACAAAAAAAUAACGGUCAUGAAAUACAAGCCAAAAAAAAGAUACAAGAAAAAAAUGGGUAAUUUAGGAGUAGCCAAGGAAUAUGGGCCUUGUCCCCGCUCGCCGAAGUGUGGUUGUGAUUGCUCUUUGUCCGAAUGCAUUUGUAAUAAUUACACCAAAUAUCGAGGAGAAAUAACCGGAGGAGCAUUAAAGUUAAAGAAGAAAAAAAGGGACGGUGCAAAAUCUGCAAUUGCUGCGGCAAGUCAAGAAAAUCCUAAAAUUAUAAUACUAAUGGAUAAAGCCCUGAUUACGGAUAAGACCAACGAGAAAGAAACCAAUAAAGACAAAUUACUAGCCAAUUACCGGGCCAUUUUAAUGGUCCUAAAAAUGCAAAGCCGUAUGGGACAAUUAGCCAAAACUCACCAAAUUAAACAACUACAAAAACAAAUUGCUCGAUUUUUAGCUCGGAGGCGUAAGAGUUAUAAGGUGCUGGCUCGUCGUCGUCAAAAGGGAACGAACCUUAUGCUUGCUGUUGCUGUUCCGGCAAUAAUAUUAAUACGGGGAGUACUUUUUUGUUUAGAUGGAAUAGUUACUUCUAAGUUAAAGUUUCCCUUGGGUCAAAUAUGUUUUGUUAUUAAUAAUUGUAAAUUGUUGGUUAAAAAUGAAAAAGAAGCAAUAAUAGAAGAUAUUACCGAAGCUAACGAGCACUGUAAGGAAACUCUCAAAAAAUUCGGAGCCUUGACAGUAGGUGAUGAAGUAAGGGGUGUUUUAAAGAUAAUUCGCAAGACGGAGCAACCAGGAGGAAGCAAUUUACUAAUAGACAUUUUAUUGAAUAUAAGUUAUGGUUUUCCGUUAUAUCUUGCCUAUGGGAAAACCACCGAAAUUGAAAAAGUCUUAGCAAAAAUCACGAAGCGGUUAAAGGGUUACUUUCGCCAGGAAAGACGGAAAAAAUAUGAAGAGUUAGAAGAGCCAGAAAUUACUAGCGAAGAAAGUGAAGAAGAAGAAAAUCAAUCACGAAAAAUCAAAAUUAAACCAAAAAGAAAAGGCAAAAAAGAAGAAAAAGAAAUCAUUUCCCGAUUUACUGAAAAUCUUAACCAGAAGGAGAGAAUUGCUGAAUUAACCAUCAUUGGUCGAGAAGAAGAAAUUAAACAAAUGACUUAUGUUUUGUCCCGCAUGAUUAAAAAUAACCCUUUGUUAAUCGGUCCUCCGGGUGUGGGAAAAACGGCUAUCGUGGAGGGAUUGGUCCAAAGAAUUAAACGCGGUCAAGUGCCCGAUUAUUUAAAAAACAAGAUUAUUUAUCAAUUAAAUAUGAUGGCUUUAAUGGCCGGCACCAAAUUCCAAGGAGACUUAGAAGAAAGACUAAAAGCCAUUUUCCGUUUCAUGGGUCAACCGGAAAAUAAGGCAAUUUUAUUUAUCGACGAAAUUCACUUGAUAGUGGGAGCCGGCCGCAGCCAAGGAGCCCUGGAUAUUUCUAACCUCCUUAAGCCUCUGCUUUCAAGAGGAGAAAUCCAGUGCCUUGGAGCCACAACCCAGGAAGAAUACCGGAAAUAUAUCGAAAAAGACGGAGCCCUAACCCGCCGUUUUAGUAAUAUUUACGUGCGUGAGCCCAGCGAGGAAGAAAGUAUUGCAAUUUUGCGAGGCAACAAAAAUAACCUAGAAAUCUACUACGAAUUGAAAAUUCAGGACGAGGCUCUGGUUGCCGCCGUAAAAAUGUCUCAACGUUAUUUAACCUCUGCUUGUCUGCCCGACAAAGCCGUUGAUUUAAUUGACGAAACUUGCGGUCGUAUCCACAACCACUUAGAAUCAACCGAUUUACAACAAAAAAUCGAACAACAAAAGCAAAAACUAACCGAAUUAACCCAACAAGACCACCAAGAAAGCACCCGCAUCCAGCAAUUAAACCAAGCCAAAAAAAACUUGGCUCAAGCCCAAAAAGACCUAGAAAAUUACCAACUAACAACCAUCGACUACAACAAAGCUGGGGAAAUCAAAUACCAACUUUUCCCCCAAUUACAAGAAAAAAUCAGUCAUUUGGAACAACAGGCCAGCCAAAAUACUUUGCGAAAAUACGCCAUUAGUCCAGAGGACAUUGCGGUAACUAUUGCCAAAAAGUAUGAUUUACCCCUUGGUAAAAUAUUACAAGAAGAACAACAAAAACUCCUUUUUCUCCCCGGCCUUCUCGCCCAACGAAUUAAAGGCCAAGACCACGCUUUACGAGUGGUCAGUGAGGCUAUUUUUCGGGCUCGGGCUGGUAUCCAAGACCCUAAUCGCCCCUUAGCAGCUUUUCUUUUUGUGGGACCAACCGGAGUAGGCAAGACCGAAGUGGCUUUGACGAUUGCCGAACAGCUUUUCGACCAAAAAAAAAAUCUUAUUCACUUGGAUAUGACCGAUUUUUCCGAACCGCAUUCAAUUAGUAAAUUAAUUGGCCCUCCUCCGGGUUAUAUCGGCUUCGAGGAACCGCCUCGUUUAGAAAUUGUGCGGGAAAAAAUGCAUAGCGUCAUACUUUUUGAUGAAGUUGAAAAAUGUCAUCCUGCAGUAAUUAAUUUGUUGUUGCAAAUUCUCGAUAACGGCUUCUUGACUCUGGCUGACGGACGCGAAGUUAAUUUUCGUAAUACUAUCCUCAUUCUGACUUCUAACCUCGGCUCGGAAUUAUAUUUUACCACGGGAGAAACCGAUGAACUAGAAGGAAAAUUACACCACAUAUUAAAAGGUUAUUUCCGACCCGAAUUUCUUAAUCGUCUCAACGAAAUAGUUUUCUUUAACUCUUUAACUCCCGAAGUAGUGCGGGAGAUUAUUAGCAAGGAAUUAGAAUUAUUUAUUCGACGAGUAGACCAAGAAAAAAAUAUUAAAUUACGCUACGACCAACAGGUAAUUGAGAAAAUAUUUCGGGAAGCCUACUCACCCGAAUACGGGGCUCGUCCAGUGAAAAAAUACCUUGAAAAACAAAUUGGCAGCCUAAUUGCCCGGGGCAUUAUCGCCCAAUUUUUAAAAAGUGGUGGUAAUUAUUUGUUAGAACUAGAAGCCGAGACCCAAGACAUUAAAAUUACUACUUUUUCUUCUUUUAUUCUUCAUUCUGGUCCUCCUUAUGCUAACGGUAAAAUUCAUUUGGGUCAUGUUUUAAAUUUCCUGAUUAAGGAUAUUAUUGUCCGUUGGCAGGCUUCAGCGGGUCAUUAUACUCCCUUUCUACUUGGUUGGGACACUCAUGGUUUGCCUAUCGAACACAAAAUGCUGCAAGUUUAUCCGGAAAAAAAAAAUGAUUUGCGACCACUUUGCUAUCAAUUUGCCUUAGAACAAGCCCAAAUCCAGCGUGAACAACUAGAAAAAUUAGGUCUUUUUACUGAUUACAAUCAAUACUAUAUUACUCUUGACCGCCGCUACGAAGCCGAACAACUACGAAUUUUCGGCGAAAUAGUAAAAAAAGGACUAGUUUAUCAAGAAAAAUGGUGCGGGGAAAAAUUAAAAGUAAAGGAGAUAUUUUUAGGCGAAAAAUUGCUAGGAUUAACUUAUUUUCAUCCUUAUCGGAAAGACACCCGAGGGUAUAUUGUUGAUGGCAGUGAUUUUAUUAAAGAGGGAGAGGGAACCGGUCUCGUUCAUUUAGCACCUGCUUUUGGGGCCGAAGACUUUGCCGCAGCCCAAAAAGAAAAUUUACUAGUAGAUUGUCCGUUAGAACCUAAUGGUCUAUUUAACCAAAAAAUUAUGGUUUCCGAAUUAAUUGGGAGGCAUUACACCGAAGUUAACCAAUAUGUUAUUACUGAUUUGGAAAAACGAAAUUUAAUACUGAAAAAGGCAGAAAUUACCCAUAUGGAAGUGCUAAAAAAAGAGUUGUUGGAGAACGUUGCCAAAGUUAAGUGGUAUCCAGGUGUGCCUAUUCCCGUUUUAUACAAUAAUAGUGAACCAAUGCUUAAUUAUAAAAUUAUUGACUAUAUUGCGAAUAUUGUCGAAAAAAAUGUUUUAGGACGGGAUAUUAUGGAUGUAUGGUUAGAUAGUGGAGUUUCUCAUUGCCCUCAAAUUGGCAUCCGGAUAAAUCCUAACAAUAAGGAAGAAACAGAAGCAAAAUUUAAAAAGAUUGUUGAGGCUUACGCUAAAAUUUUACUUCUUACUACGAUUUUGAUAAAUUGUCAAGUCUUGUUUGAGGAAGAGUUGGCGAAAGUAAGAGAUGAUGGAGAACGAAAUAUGCGAGAGUUGGAAAAAAUUGAAGAGAUGAUAAGGAACAUCAGAGAAGGAGAGAGAAAAUUAGCAGAGAUGGAAAGAUUAAGCGCGGAAAAAAUAGAGAAGGAGCAAUUUGUGGAGGAGAGGAUUGCAGAGAUAUACAAAGAAAGCAGAGAAAGUUCUCAAAAAAAUGAGGAAACUUUUCAAGGAGAGGAGUCUGAAGUUGCACGAGGAAGAAAAGAAAAUUUGUUGUUUCAUGGUGGUGAAUUUCAACACGAAUAUGAUGAUGACGGAAAUUUAGUCGAUUACGGUAAAUUUCAUUUUCAAAGUGGUUUUACUAGGGAACGGCUGGAAUAUGUAUUUCCAG